Molecule: messenger RNA, 2477 nt
Organism: Clunio marinus
Lineage: Eukaryota; Metazoa; Arthropoda; Insecta; Diptera; Chironomidae
Source: the annotation of a GenBank genome assembly
AUUAAAUAUUGAAUAUUUUCCGAUGCUUUAUAAUAAAAUUCUUUUGAUGUAGUGGAACAAAUCCUUACAAACAUCUGCAUUUAUAAGAAGAAGCAGUAGUGUUUGAAGAAAUCAUUACCUGAAAUUCUAACACACACAAACAUAAAAAGAGCAGUAGGAAAUCCUGAUUUCGGGAGAUAGAUGAAAAGAACCAACAGGCUUGAUAAUAUAUUUGUGCAACACGGUCUGCUGUGGACUUCUACCGAUAACAUUUGCAAUAUAUAUUUAGACUACAUAGUCUCCUUACAAGUGAGAAAAAAAUAAGUUUGAAGAAAUAAGACUGAAAUAAAAGACGUUAAAAAAUUAAUAGAAAUGGCUUCAACUCGAUCGACUAAAUCAACAACUACUGCAAUUACCGGAAAACCUAAUGAACAUAAAUGUGCUCCAGGAAAACGAAAAGCUGAGUUAAGUCCGAUAAAAAAUGAUAGAAUAAAGAGAUCGGCUUUAGGAAAUUUAACAAAUGCACUGAUUGGCGUAGAUUCAGAUGAAAAUUUAAAAAAAGGACAAAACGUAGCGCCAACAAAAAAUGUAGCGAUUAUUCAGCCUGUAAGUUCUCGCACACGAGCUGCAAAUAAAGUUCAAAAUAAAACAAAAAUUCAACCAAAGACAUCGAAAGUUAACGUCGACUUACUGCCUCCACCGCAAACAACUGAUAAAAAUUCUAAUAUUAAGGGAAAUAUAAUCGCAACAACAGUAAAAUCAAAACAUGUUGUCGAACCUUCUACUAAAAUUUCACGCCGCAUCUCAAAUGAAUUCGAAAAGACUGAAGAAAGCUUAUACGUAUCUGCACUUGAUGAGAUCUCAUCAGAUAAUUCAAGAUUUUCUAAUGGAAGUGUUAGCAUUCUUACAAAAACGGAUUCAACAUCAUCGGUUAAGUCACAGGGAUCAUCGUCAACAUUUUCGCCUUCAUCGCAAUCAUCAGUUGAUGAGAAAUAUGAAGAGGAUGCCUUCACUUCAUGUUUUGAUACAACAAAUCGUCUUCCCGAUGGUGUUGAAGACUUUGAUAAAGAAAACUGGAAUGAUCCAUUCCAAGUGUCACAAUAUGCUAAGAACAUCUUUGAUUACUUAAAGGAACGUGAGCAUUGUUACAAAAUUAAAGACUACAUGGCUGACCAACCUGAACUUUCAAAAUGGAUGCGUUCAUUGUUAAUUGACUGGAUGGUAGAAGUGCAAGAAUCUUUUGAGCUGAACCAUGAAACUUUAUACUUGGCAGUUAAAAUUGUUGACACUUAUCUAGGGAAAGAACGUGUUGCAAAAGAUUCAUUACAGUUACUUGGAGCUGCUGCACUUUUGAUAGCAUGCAAAUAUGAUGAACGAACGCCUCCACUUAUUGAAGAUUUUUUGUUCAUAUGUGAUGGAGCAUACAAACGACAACAAUUGCUGAAAAUGGAAAUGUCAGUUUUUCGAGCAAUCAAUUUUGAUCUUUCAUUUCCAUUGUCAUACAGAUUUCUCAGACGUUAUGCUCGUUGUGGAAAAAUUUCAAUGGUUGCUCUCACUUUAGCACGUUACAUUCUCGAGUAUGCUCUCAUGGAUUACUCUACAAUACAAUUGAGUGAUUCGAAGAUAGCUUGUGCUGCUCUCUUUAUGGCAUUAAGAAUGAUUGACAUAGAAGGAUGGAACACAACUUAUGAGUAUUACUCAGGAUACAAGCUUAUUGAUUUUGCUCCUAUUGUGGUUUUACUCAACACACUUCUGCAUCGGAAACCGAAAGAUACUCUAAGUACUAUCCGAAAUAAAUAUUCACACAAAAUAUUCCAUCAAGUCGUCAACAUUCCACUUUUGGAUAUCAGUAAAUUAUUUGAAAAAUUUCCAGAAGUAGCCAAGAAAUUGUCGGGAUCUCAAUUGACUUAUCAGUCGAUCAUAGCGACAUGUUCGUCUUCUCAAAGUGCCACCACACUCAAUGAAACUAAACCAAAACUUUUUACAUGCUCGUAUAAAAAAUCUAAAGACAUUCCUUUGCCACUUUUUGGCUAAUUUAUUUAGAUUUUUGUUAUCUCCGACUGUAUAUUUUUAAUCUUGAAUAUUUUUUUAUGAUAAACAAAACAAAAACACUAAAAGAAACCGCGGAUGUUCAUUAAACUUUUAAGAGUGCAUUUGAUUUUGGUCAAAUUUAUAUUUUAUUUUCAUGAUUUCAUUUUUUUACUUUAUGAUUUAUCUUUUUUGUUUGUUUUUACUGGAAACAUUUUCAACUCUUCGUUAUGAGGAAAGGAAAAUGUCAGAACUUUCAUAUGAUCUCGGAAAGUAGACGAGUCCCACUUGCUUAAAAAAGCAUGAAUAUUGGCUCAUUAGUUGUUGUUUUUUAAUUACUUAUAUUAUUCAAAUAAUUUUCUUCAUUAUCACUCAUUUAAUAAGAAUUGGCUAAGCAUUGGAUAGGUUAAGAUGUGUCAUAAAUCAUAGUAACUAGUAGAAAUAAAGAUUCGCUACUGAAAGAAGAUAAA